UGUUUGUUUGUUUUUUACUGGAUUGGGAUGUCCUUUUCCAAUAACGUGUUGCGCUUCACUGGCAUGGAGUUCAUGUACCUGGAUUUGGCUUCUCUGACAUAUGUACCAAAGGUUUGCCUCUACACGUCCUUGUCAAUAAUGACGCCUGCAGAAGGAGCAUCCACUGCCAUCUACGCUGCAGCUGCCUCCGAGCUGAAGGGGAUCGGAGGACUGUCUCCGUACAAUGGGCGCAAGAUGGAGCCUUCAGCACUUUCUUAUGACGAACGGCUGCACAGCAAGAUGUGGAAAGAAAGCUGUGCUCUAGUGGGUCUCCAGCAGAACUGAGAGAACAUCAACUCUGCGCUCCUGAUCACUAAGACCUCGGCCCUCAUCUUAUAGUUCAUAUAACAUCCGCCUGAAAAUUUUCUUUUUUAAGUUAGAGUCCACAUUUGCCAAAUUUUCAUUCUCUAAAACUGUCUCUUGGUCUUUAAAUCAUUUCAUUACCUUUAUAGUGUACACACAAGUCAUCUUUAAACAUCUUGAGAAUGUGUACCUCAACACAAUGCUAACAACUGAGCUGUUUUCUGUCCUGAAACUGCUCUCUUCCUCCUCACUUGGGACCUCGCUGAACACUUUUUCCCUGAACUAAGCAAAUAAAACAAUGAUUUUGACUAAUAAUCAAUUAUCUUGUUCUCUGCUAAACCUUGUUUUUGGGGGGUGCUUAAUGAAUCAGGAUUGUCGCAUUGGCUGUUCUGCUGAUUUUCUAUCGAAUUUUGACUAUAAAGACUAUAAAAACAAUCAAAGGAUAAAAUGAUUAUAUGUGAAAUCUCCAGCUCUCUAAACUGGACAAAUACCAGCCUGUCUCUGUUGAUUCUCUUUGUUUCUGUGCUGGGAUUUAGCAUCUUUCUUUGUUAGUAUACAGUAGUUGUAUAUCUUUAGUGGCGCCUAUGUUGGGCUACUCUGCCCAUCAGUCAGUGUCAUUCCUCCCUCUGCCUACCGCAUCUAUUUGUCUCAACCCAAACUGCAGAAGGGCUAGGCGGGAAAAACAUUCGUCUGGCUAAGCCCUUCAUUUUUCAUUCCUCCUCUGUGCAAUUGACCGUGUUUUGAAUCUUCCCCGGAGACAGCUGCCCUCCCACCAGGUGCCUCACCUACAGUACAAUCACCUUCUUUCUCCCAGAGGGCGAAUUUCAUCCAACUGUUCUGUUCGUGACUGUGACGUGCUGAGAAUUUGUGAUUCCAGUGUGUAAUAAUGUUGUGUAGGUGUUUUUUUUUUUCUCAAUAGACCUUCAAACUGAAAUAUUUUUAAUAUGUGCACAUAAGAUUUUUCUUUGAGAUGUUGAGUCUUUUCAAUAUAUUCAGGCUAUCCCUUUUUUAUGUAUUUAUUCAAGGUGGGUGUGCAAUAGCAAACCAGCUGAUUGAGUCUUGAAAUAAUGAAAAAUUUGAGAUGUCGCUUCAUAAAUACCAUUAUAUAAAAUUACUGUAAAAUAAGUUACUUUCUACCCGCUGGUGUCUGUGACAACUUGGAGGUGUCGUCUCAAGUUUGGCUGCUUUUGGUAAAGUGCUACUUUGACCCUUUUAAAUUCGAAUUUAAAUGUACUUGUGUUAAAUGUGCCUGUCAUUUGUGUGUUUUAUGUGGCGUCAGUCAUGCAGUUGACCAAUUACGUUCACAUAUAAAUAUCUCUCAACUAAUUCGGUUCCUUUUCUGUAUCGUACAAUGUAUGGGAUACAAAGCUAUUAGGUGAAAGAGAGAUGAAGAAAGUCACCCAUUUGCAUUGCUUUUGAGAAUUUCCUUUCAUCAUCGCCUAGUUUUGCUUAUUGUACUGUAAUUAUGCCCUAAUGGAAACUGGUUCCGCUGUAUUAAAAUUUUCCUUGCAUUAAAGGAAAUGUAAUUCACUUCCAUGCACAUAUAAUAAUCAUACAAUAGAUAAAUUAUAGGGUUGUGAUACUGAGAAAUACAUUUAUAUAAAUAUUUGGAAGCACCAAAUGGUUGAUGAUAAAUGAAUUGAGAAACAGUCUCAGUACAAAAUGUGCAAAGAGGAUUUUGCGUACUUGGCUCCUCAGCCACAUGCAUAAUGUUUCUGUCAUUUGUGUGUGUGAAAGAGAGGGAUGAAGACGGAGAAAAGAGUGCAGCAUCAUCUUGCCAGGAGACUCUGAAUUGUCUUAUCUUCAGCUCCUGUAGAAAACAGAGUGAAUGGGUUUCUCUUCUAAAGCUC
Carassius carassius (crucian carp) is the source of this 2192-nucleotide messenger RNA. Its product is annotated as dehydrogenase/reductase SDR family member on chromosome X-like. The transcript is spliced from 3 exons. NCBI's taxonomy places the organism in Eukaryota, Metazoa, Chordata, Actinopteri, Cypriniformes, Cyprinidae. Bases 28 to 324 code for a protein of 98 amino acids. The record is from RefSeq and is a predicted model, not a curated record.